This is a messenger RNA of Dimorphilus gyrociliatus, 466 nucleotides long. The record is from the annotation of a GenBank genome assembly. Lineage: Eukaryota; Metazoa; Annelida; Polychaeta; Dinophilidae.
CAAACCAAUCACCGAAAAGAUCUCUUCAAGGGUACGCUGUGUCUCGUUUUCGCGUUGUUGAGGUCUGCAUACAGCAAAAAUGGCUGGAGGUAAAGCUGGAAAGGACUCUGGAAAAGCAAAAGCGAAGGCCGUUUCCCGUUCUGCGAGGGCUGGCUUACAGUUCCCCGUUGGAAGAAUUCAUCGUCAUCUUAAGAACAGAACUACAAGUCACGGCAGAGUGGGAGCAACAGCCGCAGUCUAUAGUGCCGCAAUUUUAGAAUAUUUAACGGCCGAAGUUUUAGAAUUGGCGGGAAAUGCUUCAAAAGAUUUGAAAGUAAAACGUAUAACGCCAAGGCAUUUGCAACUUGCUAUCAGAGGAGACGAAGAAUUAGAUUCUCUUAUCAAAGCCACUAUAGCAGGAGGAGGUGUCAUUCCCCACAUUCACAAAUCGCUUAUUGGCAAGAAGGGCUCACAGAAGGCUGCUUAG